Engraulis encrasicolus (European anchovy) is the source of this 687-nucleotide messenger RNA. RefSeq names its product general transcription factor IIA, 2 (gene gtf2a2). Gene Ontology annotation, cellular component: transcription factor TFIIA complex. The transcript has 4 exons. Gene Ontology annotation, molecular function: TBP-class protein binding; RNA polymerase II general transcription initiation factor activity. Gene Ontology annotation, biological process: transcription initiation at RNA polymerase II promoter; RNA polymerase II preinitiation complex assembly. Bases 140 to 469 code for a protein of 109 amino acids. The record is from RefSeq and is a predicted model, not a curated record. NCBI's taxonomy places the organism in Eukaryota, Metazoa, Chordata, Actinopteri, Clupeiformes, Engraulidae.
CGUAUUCCGUACUUUGUUCCUCGUGGCUCGCCGUAGUUAACUCCUGUCCUGCCCUUAGCCCGCUUGUCUGUAUUUUUUCAAGUCAUUGCUAGUACAUUUGUGAGGAUUUCUUCUGCGGCUAUCCAUCUUAGUUAUUGUAAUGGCUUAUCAACUUUACAGGAAUACCACGCUGGGAAAUAGUCUGCAAGAGAGCCUUGAUGAAUUAAUUCAGACGCAGCAGAUCACACCUCAGCUCGCCUUGCAGGUUUUGCUCCAGUUUGAUAAAGCUAUCAACACUGCACUGGCUAACCGUGUGCGCAAUCGGGUCAAUUUCAGGGGAUCCCUCAACACCUACCGCUUCUGUGACAACGUGUGGACAUUUGUCUUAAACGAUGUGGAAUUUCGUGAAGUAACGGACCUGGUGAAAGUCGACAAAGUGAAGAUUGUGGCCUGUGAUGGCAAGAAUACUGGGUCCAAUGCCGCUGAGUGAGGCAUCUGCAAACAGAGGACGUGGUAUUCCACAUUGAGAAGAAUACUGUAAAUAGUGCUAACUUAUUUAUUGUAGCAAACUGUGUUGGACAGGAGUCAUGUCAAUGCAGCUGCAUUAUCUGGCCUUAACAAAUCCUGGAGGUCCAUGUCAUUUUUUUUCUAUUUUACUACUGUUGUUACUACUUCCAUAAUAAAGAGUUUUUUAUGUUUGUUGUUGAA